Cheilinus undulatus (humphead wrasse) is the source of this 3201-nucleotide messenger RNA. RefSeq names its product ribokinase (gene rbks). Gene Ontology annotation, biological process: D-ribose metabolic process. The record is from RefSeq and is a predicted model, not a curated record. Gene Ontology annotation, molecular function: ribokinase activity. The coding region runs from base 1118 to 1909 and encodes 263 amino acids. Lineage: Eukaryota; Metazoa; Chordata; Actinopteri; Labriformes; Labridae. The transcript has 9 exons.
UUUGGCCGUCACUUGUCUGUAUCUGUCUACUUUGCUGAAACAAAUUUGAAUGCAAGAUAAUGGCUGAUCAGGCUGUGGAUGUGAUGGUGGUUGGCUCCUGUAUGACUGACUUGGUGAGGCACCAAGGCUACCCAAAGCUGGGGAAACCAUCCAUGGUCACAAGUUCUUCAUCGGUUUUGGAGGGAAAGGGGCCAACCAAUGCAUACAGGCUGCAAGACUGGGGGCUAAAACUGCUAUGGUUUGCAAGGUAAGACAAUGGAAUCAAGUUUGCAGCCAUGCACGGCUUUGUUUUUGUUAUACUGUUUGUUUGAAUGAAUGUGUGCAUGUUAGAAAAAAGUUCCACUGCUUUUCCAACCUUUGGCUCACCCACGUCUUACUCAGUACACAUAAUCAGCAAUCAUCCACCGAACCAACUAGUUAACAACUCCCAAAAACCUUAUGGCAUCGUUCACACUUCAGUCAUUUUACAACAUCAACUCUUCAUGCUUCAUUUUCUCUUGAUCAAUACCAUACAACAUGCAUACGCCCACCCACGCUUGUGCGCCUUCAAAAAAGCCUAUUCCCAUACCACGCAACCCCGAGUCUCCAAUCAGUAAGCACAGUGUGGCCUUUCAACCUGAGCACAAAAGCAGCGAAGCCCCACCUCUUUCAGAACAAAGAGGCCCGAUCGAUAACAACCUAGUGCGGGAGGAGCUCUCCGGGCAUGGGGAGAACCCAAAAAUAGAAACCCGGGCUUGUCAAAAACAUCCAAGACGGAAGGCCGCUCUUCAAAGAGAUUGGGGCCAAGCAGCCAAUACCAGCCCAACCCAUUAUCACAGGCAGCUAGAAGUGCCCGCGAUUUGGCACGUUUUUUGGAAAGCGUGGGUUCGAAGUAGGCGCCUCGGGGCAAGGUGGGGACCCCUUCCACAACCCAAAGUAGCUACAGAUGUGGACAUCCCUGUGCGGAUAAGGGGAAGAGGGGAAGGAGGGAAGGAAAACGAAAGCGAGGUGGGCCUGAAGAGGCGGGAAGGCGGGGUUAUCGUGUCUUGAAGGCUUGGCGCAGCUGGUCGUGUGUUUGCGUGUGUGUGCGUUUGUUGACUUUGUGUGUUCGUUUGUUCACAUUUUCGGCGGCGGCACCAUGCCAGUAUGCUGGCAGGGCACACGAAAAUCCAACCCAACUGAGGUUGGUAAAGACUUCUUUGGAGACAAUUACAUCCAGAAUUUCAAGGACAAUGGUGUAAACACAGACUUUGUAGGGCAGACCUCUGAUGCAGCCACAGGAGCUGCCUCCAUCAUUGUUAACAGUGCAGGUGAGAACGCCAUAGUGAUUGUGGCUGGUUCGAACAUGCUGCUGGGCAGUGAAGAGCUGCAAAGAGCUCUUCCAGCCAUCAGACAAGCUAAAGUCCUGGUGUGCCAGCUGGAGGUAAACCCGCAGACGUCCCUUCAGGCGCUACAAAUGGCUCAAGAGAACAAAGUUAAGACAAUAUUCAACCCGGCGCCUGCCAUUCCUGACUUGGAUGCAGGUUUCUACAGAGCCUCUGAUGUCUUCUGCUGUAACGAGUCUGAGGCUGAGCUGCUGACAGGCUCCUCUGUGGUAAAUGUGGAGGAUGCACAUCGAGCUGGUCAGGAGCUGCUGAAGCGAGGCUGCCGGUCAGUCAUCAUCACUUUGGGACCUCAAGGCUGCGUGGUGCUCGAGGCGAAGGAGGCUACCUCAAAACAUAUUCAGACUGCAGCGGUAACAGCAGUAGACACUACGGGUGCCGGAGACAGCUUUAUUGGAGCGCUGGCGUUCUACAUGGCUCGUUAUCCCACAAUGCCUCUGGAGGAGAUGGCACGCAGAGCCAAUCAGGUGGCAGGAGUGAGCGUGCAGGCGGCUGGCACGCAGACAUCAUACCCACUCAGGAAGGACCUCCCAGCGGAACUGUUUUAAGAGCAGCAAAAUCAUCAAGUGAACCCCGUGUGAGACUGAAUACAUUUAAAGCAGGAGACUUGUUGACAUAUUCAUCAUGUCAAGUCUCUAAGACUGCAUGGCUGUAAAGGUGUGUGAUUGACAAGCCAGAAGACUACCUGUGCAUAUACUUACCAACCACUUUAUUAGGCACACCUUUUCACCUGCUCAUUAACACAAAUAUCUAAUCAGUCAGUCACAUGGCAGCAGCAAACACAAUGAGGCAUGUCGACAUGUUAAAGACGAUCUCUCCAGUCUGAUGUUCAAACCGAGCAUAGAAUGUGGAGGGAAGAUGAUAAAGGCGACAAAUCCAAAUUCUGGCCCUAGAUCUUGAAUGUGCCAGCAGAAAUUCAGACUCAUCAGACCAGGCAAUGUCUUUUCAACCUUCUAUUGUCCAAUUUUGGAAAGCCCGUGUAACAUAUAGCCUCAGCUUCCUGUUCAGAAAUGCUUUUCUGUUUACCUUGUUUGUAACAAGUGGUAACCUGAGUUGUUGCUGCCUUCCUGUCAGCUUGAACAAGUCUGGCCAUUGUCAUGUGCCCUUUGCCAUCAACAGGCAAGGCAUUUUGGCUCCCAGAACUGCCACUCACUGGAUUUUUUCCUUUUUGGGCAGUUCUAUAUAAAUCCAAGAGAUGGUAUGAAAACCCAAGUAGAUUACCAGUUGCUGAAAUACUCAGACCAGCCCGUCUGGCACAAACAACCAUGGCACAAAGACAGUCUCUUUUCUUUCCCAUUCUGAUGCUCAGUUUGAACUUCAGCACAUGGUUUUGACCACGUCUACAUUCCUUAGUGCCCGUGUUAUUUUGGCAGCAUUUUAAGUUUAACCUUUGUCUUUAGAUUAAAAUGUUCCUGAGUUUAAAUCAUAUUUGUUUAUUUUUAUAGUUUUAGUCUGCAUUAAGUGGACAAAAUUAAAAACAUGUUCGUCCCGUUUUAGCCAGGAAAAGGCCUUACAUCUUAGUCUCUACUUUUAGUCACGACAUUUUUUUACUUUGGACUAAUUUAAUCAGCCAAACUAUAAAAUGUAUAUAAAUAUAUAACAGACAUGCACUACCAACUCUUUGAUUUAAAGGUGCAGUGUGUACUAUUUAGCCUCGCAGCAUUUAGCAGGACAACUUGGUAAAAUUGAAACAUAUUUUGGCCCAUCUAAAUUAGUGUUUCAUUGUUUUUAAUAUAUCAAAUUAUUUUAUUACCCACGCCGAUGAAAUCGGCAGGGGGUUAUGUAAAGGGUUCCGUAUUUUUCUUUCUUUGUAUGUGUACAGGAUAACUCAAGAACGGAA